Molecule: messenger RNA, 2034 nt
Organism: Aaosphaeria arxii CBS 175.79
Lineage: Eukaryota; Fungi; Ascomycota; Dothideomycetes; Pleosporales
Product: V-type ATPase
Exons: 8
Coding region: 95-1621 (508 amino acids)
Biological process (GO): ATP metabolic process; proton transmembrane transport
Cellular component (GO): proton-transporting V-type ATPase, V1 domain
Molecular function (GO): proton-transporting ATPase activity, rotational mechanism; ATP binding
Source: RefSeq, a predicted model, not a curated record
GACCACCCCGCGAACGAUUACUGCCACCGCGGCCCCCCAUCCAGCAUCUCGAGCGACCCCAACAUAGACCGAAGUCGCUCAAUUAUCCGCCGUCAUGUCUGAGACUGUCGACCCCCGCAUGAUGUCCGUAACCCCCAGGUUACGGUACAACACCAUUGGUGGCAUCAACGGACCAUUGGUCAUUCUCGAGAGCGUCAAAUUCCCCAAGUUCAACGAGAUUGUGUCCUUGACGCUUCCUGAUGGAACGGAGCGGUCUGGUCAAGUCUUGGAGGCCCGAGGAAACAAGGCCGUUGUACAGGUCUUCGAGGGCACCUCCGGUAUCGAUGUCAAGAAGACAAAAGUCGAGUUCACCGGUCACAGUUUGAAGCUCGGUGUGUCCGAGGACAUGUUGGGUCGUAUCUUCGACGGAUCUGGUAGGGCUAUUGAUAAGGGACCCAAGGUCCUUGCGGAGGACUACUUGGAUAUCAACGGUAGUCCCAUCAACCCAUACUCUCGUGUGUACCCCGAGGAAAUGAUCUCGACCGGUAUCUCCGCCAUUGAUACCAUGAACUCCAUCGCUCGUGGUCAGAAGAUCCCCAUCUUCUCCGCCUCCGGUCUCCCCCACAACGAAAUCGCUGCGCAGAUUUGUCGACAGGCUGGCUUGGUCGGAAAGCCUACGAAGGGUGUGCACGAUGACCACGAUGAGAACUUCUCCAUCGUUUUCGGUGCCAUGGGUGUCAAUUUGGAGACCAGCCGAUUCUUCACACGUGAUUUCGAGGAGAACGGCAGUAUGGAACGUGUCACUUUGUUCUUGAACUUGGCCAACGAUCCUACUAUCGAGCGUAUCAUCACACCUCGUCUUGCCCUUACCACGGCCGAAUACUACGCCUACCAGCUCGAGAAGCACGUUCUCGUCAUUCUUACUGAUUUGUCGUCCUACUGCGACGCUCUUCGUGAGGUCUCAGCUGCCCGUGAAGAAGUGCCAGGUCGCCGUGGUUACCCCGGUUACAUGUACACGGAUUUGUCGACCAUCUACGAGCGUGCCGGACGUGUUGAGGGCCGAAACGGUUCCAUUACCCAGAUCCCCAUUCUCACUAUGCCUAACGAUGAUAUCACACAUCCCAUCCCCGAUUUGACCGGCUACAUCACGGAGGGCCAGAUCUUCAUCGACCGUCAGCUCGACAACAAGGGCAUCUACCCGCCCAUCAACGUCCUCCCCUCCCUCUCCCGACUCAUGAAGUCCGCCAUCGGCGAGGGCCGCACGCGCAAGGACCACGGCGACGUCUCCAACCAGCUCUACGCCAAGUACGCCAUCGGCCGCGACGCAGCCGCCAUGAAAGCCGUCGUCGGCGAGGAGGCCCUCUCCUCCGAAGACAAGCUGUCGCUCGAGUUCCUCGAGAAGUUCGAGAAGACGUUCAUCGCACAGAGCCCCUACGAGAGCAGAUCGAUCCACGAGUCCCUCGACCUCGCCUGGUCCCUCCUCCGCAUCUACCCCAAGGAACUCCUCAACCGCAUCCCCGCAAAGGUCCUCGACCAGUACUACCAGCGCAAGCGCGACGAGGGUGAGCGCAAGAAGAAGCCUGCAACCAAGGACGCGAAGGACAACUCCGGCGAGCAGGGCGAGAACCUCAUCGACGUUUAAAGGUCUCUCCAUCCCCCCGUCUCUCUCCCACACAUACAUACAUAAACCCACCCACACACCCGCGCGCUCGCCCCCAUGUAAAGAAGCAACAGAAGGAACGAUGGAAAGAUGGAAUCGAAGGAAUUGGAAUCGGAAGGUGAUAUAGAAAUUCUAUGCUAAGGUCGCGCAAACCAAACCUUUUUUUUAUAUUUGAAUUGUUGUACUCGAAAUAUGCAAACGGGGAAUCUUAUGCGUAAUCUUGAUAUCAUCUUCGUCGUUUGCCUCCUCAUCCCCUUUGACUGAACACAAAUUUAUCGGAGACAUGUCGAUCUAUUCUCCUUUUGGCACGAAUGAAUUCGGGGGCUGAGUGGGUAGAAGAUGGAGGAAUGGAUUGAUGAUGACCUCACGUGUUACGACCUCGCCGCCCUCGCCGC